AUGGAGGGAUCCAACGGGUCCGGCAAACUGGGAGGCGUAUUUACCUACUUCCAAUCCCUCCCCGACCUCGUUCCUCGACGCGCGAAAAACUCCAUCCGCGGCUUCUUAGACGAUUUCAUCCUCCACAAUAUCACCUACAUCUUCAUCAAACCCUUCAUGAGCAACGUCUUCCUCACCACGGCAAUCUUGGUGACGAUUGCAAGUAUCACGCCUCAUCCCUGGAUCUUUGCCUUUUUCUCAAUCUUCGCAUAUGCGCACAGUCAUGUCGUGGAUAAAGUGAUCGCGGCGUUGGUAUGGGUAGAGCCUGCGAUUUGGAUUGAUGCGGUGGUGUUGUGGUUCAUUCUGUCGGUUCACUUCUUCCGCGAGAGGAGACGACGGACUCCGAGGAGGGAGUGGAUUGCUAUGUGGGAGGUUGUCUCUUUGGGGAUCACCUCGGCGACUCCUUUCAACGAGGAUGGAGAGUUUCAAAUGACGUGGGGCCAUUAUGCUUCCCUACUGCUCGUUCUCCGCGAAGUCAAUGGCGCGUUUGAGGAAUCCAUUUCACGGACUAAGCUCGAUGCCCAAAUAGCACCCCAGGGCGGGAAGUAUGAGUGCUUCAAGAGGCUGUGGUAUUGCCUUCGUUUCUGGGGUUGGAGCGUGUUGCGUCGGGCGACGACGUAUCUGUGUGUUAUGGCUGCUUGGGAUACAGUGGUGGAGUUGGUGGUUUGGGAGUAUGUACCCGUGGCGUAUCAAGGGUUGGCGCUCAUGGGGAUGGGCGUUGGGUUGUUGACCAUUGUAGUGCGGUGGGUGUCAAGGCGGUCGAAGGUGAUGUGGGGGGUCGGGGUGGAUUUGGAGGGUUAUGAGAGCGACGAGAGCGACGAGAGCGAUGGUGAUGAGAGCGAUGACGAAGAUGAGAAUGGUGAGGAUGAUGAAGAUGAUGAUGAUAGCGACGACGAAGAGGACGAUAGCGAAGAGAACGAUGACGACGAGGACAGUAGCGAAGAGGACGGUAGCGAAGAGGACGAUGACGAUGAUGACUAUGACGACGAUGACGAUGAGGAGUACAAGGACAACAGGGAGGAGCAUAACCAGAAUGAAAACGGCCUCUAG
This is a messenger RNA of Colletotrichum fioriniae, 1089 nucleotides long. NCBI's taxonomy places the organism in Eukaryota, Fungi, Ascomycota, Sordariomycetes, Glomerellales, Glomerellaceae. The record is from RefSeq and is a predicted model, not a curated record.